AUGCUGAGGUACUGUGCCCAGAGCUGCCAGCUGCACGGGGGCCACUGCGUCGACAAAGACGCGAGCUGUCAGCGUGUGAGUCUCGGGAAGGUGUGCACGCCAGAUCAGUGGGGUGCCUGCCCCAAGCUCUGCAAGCUCUAUCGGGAAGAAAGGAGAAGGAUCAGGAAAGAGGGGAAGAAGGAGAAGAAGAAGCUCGGAGGGGACGUCCGAGUCAAGAAGGAACAGGUCAAGUGCGUCCGAGUCGAGACCCUGCCUGGGCUGCAGACCACCUCGAUCGAUACGAUGUUCAGGCGCAUCGAGCAGGGUGAGUGGGCUCAGAGGUACGAGCCGAAGGUUCUCUCCCGCGACCCGUGGGUCAUGCACUUCGGCAGGCUCCUGACCGAGAAGCAAGUUGAUGAUCUGCGCGCGGUGGCGGAGGACGGCCGAUAUCCCUGGGAGCUCUCCAACGAGGCAGGAGGCGUCCACCGGGAGGGCCACCGCACCUCCGAGUCCCUGCACUGCAACACGGGCGAGUGCUCGGUGGACAUUCGGGUCCGGAACGCGCACUUGGUGGCCAUGAACAUCACAGGCCUUGGCGUUCUCUUGGGGACGGCUGUUGGGGCUGAGGUGGCCCAGCAUUUGGUUCUGGCCAGCAGGCCGGGUGCAGGGUGGGCCCUCGUCGUCGACACCCCUGCGCGCGGCUCGAACAGCUUGUUUUCCUUGUUUUCCCUUGUAUGGGGUCUAGGGACAGAUUUUGAGUGGGCGUACCUUCUCCCCCCCCCUUCUUGA
Prorocentrum cordatum is the source of this 768-nucleotide messenger RNA. NCBI's taxonomy places the organism in Eukaryota, Dinophyceae, Prorocentrales, Prorocentraceae. The record is from the annotation of a GenBank genome assembly.